AUGGAGAACAGACCUACCUAUGAGAGGGCUCUUAAUGAGUCCCAUCUUCUGGAACAGCUUCCGAAUGAGCUUGCGGAACUCAUUCGCACUGCUUCCGGGACUCAGUACCUCAAUGCGCUUGCGGUUGGCGCAUUGCGGCCGACAUGUACAGAGAGCUUUUUUUGCUUAUACGAACCGAUUUUCGUCGAUUUAGCCGCGAGAUGGCUUGUGUCAGAUUUACAUAAUGACAAGAUUGGCAUCCUUUCCGCAUUUUCACGAAUCCUCCCCUUCGCGCCAUAUCUGCGAUCAUUUGCAAGCCAAUAUGCCGCCUCCCGGGCUGGACCUCUCUCGGCUUUGGCUACCUCCGAUGAGCCAUCGUCCCUCCAACUGGACGAUUCUACCCUCCGGAAUUUGCUCCUCGCUAUCUUCAGGCUUCUUUCCUACGACCUAGACGCGUUCUCCAGCACCGUAUCCCCCAUCCGACUCCAGACCCUCUUUCAGCACCGGACCCGAUCCGUCCGAUAUCUGGCUGUACGAUGUUUCGCCUUGUACAUGCGUGCAGCGGAUGCCGCCACAGAAGGCAUGAUUCAACAAACGCUUGGUGAUGAUCUCAUCGAGGGUGAAUGGGAAGGCAUUGUCAUCGACUACCGCUGUCUUGGUCUGUGGGAGGAGCGCCGCUGGAAUAAUCUGGUGGAUACUAUUCGACUUGCAAGGUCAAAUCGUCCAGAUUUGGAAAGCAUGUCCCAGGUUGAGAAACUAAGGGACUAUUUUACCACUCGAACAGCCGAAAUAUGCGGUGUCCUUGUUCCCCGGCUGAAUGAUCCAUCUUCGUUAAGUUCACCAAUCGUGAAAACGCCUACCGCCGUGGGAAACAUGCGGAAAAUUGCAACUUCCCUGAAAGUUUCGAAGCCCCUUUUACUUGUCGGCUUGCCGAACUCAGGAAAGACCACAUUGGUGAACGAUGUUGCUGCAACAAUGGGCCAGUUGGAGUCCAUGGUCACUUUGCAUCUAAAUGAACAAACUGACGCGAAGAGCCUUCUGGGAAUGUAUUCUACCUCUCCCACCACAGGAUCCUUUGCAUGGCAACCUGGUGUAUUGACCAAGGCAGCAAGAGAGGGCCGCUGGAUACUUAUUGAAGACUUGGAUCGUGCUCCGUCCGAAGUCAUUGGCCUCAUACUUCCCAUCAUCGAGCGAGGGGAACUGACUAUUGCCAGCCGGAAAGAGCGGAUCAAGUGUGCGGAUGGAUUCCGGAUCAUUGCAACAAUGAAGUCUUCCUAUAACAUUGCAGGCGAAGAAGUCGCUCCGAACACGACUGUUUUGGGGAGUAGAUUAUGGCAACGAGUGCAAAUAGACUCUCUUUCGAUUGAUGAGAUCCGAGAGGUCAUUGCGCACAAGUUUCCUCUCCUGGAGUCACGGGUUCAGAUCAUCAUGAGUGUUUAUCAGCGACUGUGCUCUUCUUUCCAUGGGAGCCUUGCCAUCAAGAGCUCUCAAGGCCGUACCCCAGGACUUCGUGACCUGAUAAAGCUAUGCAGUCGCAUGCACCGACGACUGCAACGCUUGGGGGCAAAGACCGGCUACGAAGCUACUCCGGAAGGCGCCGAUGACGAAAUAUUCCUGGAUUUCGUCGACAUCUUUUUGAGUUACAUCCCCGAGAAAUCCCUCUCGGACUCUCUUGCUCUUGUGGUCGCAGAGGCAUUGCAGAUAUCGCCGCAGCGUGCUCGAUUCUGUCUCCAUGAACGGACACCAGCAUAUUCGGACCAAGGAAACAAUGUGAUACUGGGCAGAGAGACAUGCCGGAAGGUCAAAGUGCCUAGUGGUUCGAUUUCGAAGCUUGCGUCCGAUUCGUCACGGUUUGCUUCUACUCGAGCCGCUCUGAAACUUAUGGAAGAAGUCGCGGCUGCAGUGCAGAUGGCGGAACCUGUUCUACUUGUUGGAGAAACGGGUAUUGGAAAGACAACCGUGAUCCAGCAGCUUGCUACAUUGAUGAGACAGAGGCUUACCGUCGUCAACCUGUCACAACAAAGUGAGAGCACCGAUCUACUAGGUGGAUUUAAGCCGGUGAAUAUUCGUACGAUGGCAGUGCCUAUGCUCGACGAAUUUAAUGCCGUGUUUGAACUCACGUUUUCCGCAAAGAAAAACCAAAAGUUCCUGUCCUCUGUCGCGAAGAGCGUAUCUAUUGGCAACUGGGUUCGGUUGGUAACGCUUUGGCAUGAAGCCGUUCGACUCGCAGAUGGCGUGUUCAAAUCGGGAAAUGGGUCUUCCCAGGGCGGAGGAGGCGACGAACAACCCGCGAAAAAGAGGAAGCUAGACUCACCAAAAUACCAAUAUCUCCGACAGAGAUGGGAAAGGUUUGCCUCCCAGCUGAACGACUUUGAAGCGCAGGUGUCUCAAGGAGAUGCCAAAUUUGCGUUCGCUUUUGUCCAAGGCAAAAUUGUACGAGCACUUCGGAACGGUGAAUGGGUUCUUCUGGACGAGGUCAACCUGGCUUCUCCAGAUACGCUAGAAAACAUUGCAAGUCUUCUUCAUCACGGCACUGAGGGCUCUCCCUCUGUCCUGCUCUCGGAAGCAGGUGACGUGGAACGGGUGUUCGGACACCCCGACUUCCGUAUCUUUGGAGCCAUGAACCCAGCAACAGACGCAGGAAAGAAGGAUCUGCCACCGGGCCUCCGUUCACGUUUCACUGAGCUUUACGUUCAGUCCCCAGAUAAUGACCUGGAUGAUCUUCUAGCAUUGAUCCAAAAGUAUCUUGGCGAUCUGACGCUAGGAGAUUCCCGGAUUGUGUCGGACCUCGCACACUUAUACAUGGAGACCAAAAGGCUCAGCAACGGGAAUCAACUCACAGACGGAGCAGGACAGCGUCCUCAUUUCAGUAUCAGAACGUUAGUGCGAGCCCUUGUUUACGUGAACGAUCACGCUCACAUAUAUGGUUUGCGUCGUGCUAUUUUCGAGGGAUUCUCUAUGAGUUUCUUGACGGUUCUAAGCCAGGAAUCGGAGCAGCUCCUGAUGCCACUCCUUGAGAAGCAUAUAUUCACCAACGCAAAGAAUGCGAGGGCUCUGCUGGGACAAACUCCUCGACCACCGAAUGAUGGUCAAGACUAUGUCCAGUUCAAGCACUAUUGGAUGCGAAGAGGCCACCUAGUCCCUGAGGAACAACCGCAUUACAUCAUAACGCCGUUCAUUGAGAAGAACCUGAAGAACCUGGUGCGAGCAAGCUCAACACGCAGAUUUCCUGUCCUGUUGCAAGGCCCGACAUCUGCAGGCAAAACUAGCAUGAUUGAAUACCUUGCGAAGGUUUCCGGGAACAAAUUCGUUCGUAUCAAUAAUCACGAACAUACGGACCUGCAGGAGUAUUUGGGGUCUUAUGUGUCGGGAGACGAUGGUACUCUUCGAUACCAGGAAGGUGUUUUGGUAGAAGCCUUGAGAAACGGAUAUUGGAUUGUUCUGGAUGAGCUUAACCUGGCACCUUCCGAUGUCCUUGAGGCACUGAAUCGCCUCCUGGAUGAUAACAGAGAGCUGUUCAUACCAGAGACGCAAGAAGUGGUCCGCCCACAUCCAAACUUCAUGUUGUUUGCAACGCAGAAUCCAGCUGGGCUUUACGGUGGUCGAAAAGUCCUAUCCCGCGCUUUUCGCAAUCGGUUCCUCGAGUUACAUUUCGACGACAUCCCGGAGAGUGAAUUAGAAUUCAUUCUGAAAGAGCGCUCUCAAAUAGCCCCUUCGUUCUGCACCAGGAUUGUUGCGGUUUACCGAAAGCUUUCGUUGCUUCGUCAGGCAAAUAGGCUUUUCGAGCAGAAGAACAGUUUUGCCACCCUACGAGACUUGUUUCGAUGGGCGCUCCGUCGAGCUGAUGAUCGUGAUCAGCUAGCGAUCAAUGGUUUCAUGCUUCUUGCAGAGCGAGUGAGAAAUCCACAGGAGAGAAUGGCAGUCAAGAACGUGAUUGAGGAGGUUAUGAAAGUCCGCAUUGACGAAGAUCUCAUAUACAGCUCCGCGGAACUAGAGAAACGUGCACCUCUUUUGCAAGAGCUUACACCUGGAAUUGUCUGGACGAAGGCGAUGAGAAGGCUUUUCAUCCUGGUAUCUGUUGCCCUGGAAAACAACGAACCCGUACUUCUUGUCGGAGAGACGGGUUGUGGCAAGACCCAACUCUGUCAAGCAGUUGCAGAGGCCUAUCGAAAGCAAUUGUUGAUUGUGAAUGCUCAUGUGAACCUGGAAACGGGCGACCUCAUCGGAGCUCAGAGACCCGUGAGGAAUAGGGCAGCCAUCGAAGCCCAGUUGACGGACGAUCUUCGGUUCGCUUUACACGAAGAAAACACAGACUCCAAGUCGCUUGAGGAGUUGAAGAGCUCAUUUGGAGCACUGAGCGCCGAACAAGCACAGAAUCUGGAUCUCGACCUGGUUCAGAGAAUUGAGAAGAACCUUGGACGCUUAAACGCAUUGUUCGAAUGGUCAGAUGGUAGUCUGAUCACUGCCAUGAAAACUGGCCAAUUUUUCCUUCUCGACGAAAUCUCUCUUGCCGAUGAUUCUGUCCUGGAAAGACUAAACAGCGUGCUGGAGCCGCAUAGGUCUAUCCUUCUUGCAGAGAAGGGGCCUAUCAAUUCCAUGGUCGUUGCCGAUAAGGGUUUCCAGUUCCUUUCAACUAUGAACCCAGGCGGUGAUUAUGGCAAACGCGAGCUUUCUGCUGCUCUGCGGAACCGAAUGACCGAAAUUUGGGCUCCUCAGCUCUCCGAGGAUGACGACAUUCUGCCUAUUCUUCAGAGGAAGAUCACACUGAGUUCUGAGGAAAUCUCGAGAGGGAUGCUACAGUUCGCAAAGUGGUUCAAAUGGACAUUCCAGAGCACAUCAUCUACGUCUCUCUCCAUCCGUGAUCUUCUCGCUUGGGUCGACUUUGUAAACAAAUGCGAAACCACUGAUCCAUUGUUUGCGAUAGUACAAGGUGCUGCCAUGGUCUUCAUAGACACCCUGGGGGCUAAUCCAGCAGCGAUGCUUGCCUCGUCACUUCACAACCUUGAAAGUAAUCGAAGGUUGUGCCUUGAGAAACUGCAUGAAAUCUUUGGAGUUGACGCAGCAAGUAUCUAUUUCCAGAAAGCCGCCAUUGGAGUUGAGGGUGGCUCUCUGCAUGUGGGACCCUUUGCACUUUCCAUGAAUGUCGAUUCAAACCCGGAUCCUGAGUUCAUCAUGGACGCUCCUACCACAAUUGCCAACUCUGUCCGGAUUGCUCGUGGCCUGCAGUUACCGAAGCCUAUCCUUCUGGAGGGUAGCCCCGGUGUUGGUAAAACGACUUUGGUGACUGCACUUGCUAGAGCCCUUGGGAAGCCACUUACGCGUAUCAAUCUUUCUGAACAAACCGACCUCACAGACUUGUUUGGCUCGGAUGUUCCUGUGGAAGGUGGUGAUGUUGGUCAAUUUACGUGGCGUGAUGCACCUUUCCUGCAAGCCAUGCAACGUGGAGACUGGGUGCUCUUAGAUGAGAUGAACUUGGCGUCUCAAUCUGUUCUUGAGGGUCUGAAUGCUUGCUUGGAUCACCGCCAAAUGGUUUACGUUGCAGAGCUUGACCAGACAUUCAAGCGCCAUCCGGAUUUCGUCCUGUUUGCUGCGCAAAACCCUCAUCAUCAGGGUGGUGGCAGAAAAGGCCUUCCGGCCUCUUUUGUCAAUCGAUUCACGGUGGUGUAUGCCGAUAGUUUCACCAACAUGGAUCUGAAGAAGAUAUGUGCAAAACUGUUCCCAGGGAGUCCAUCUCUCCAGACCGAAAGACUUGUGGACUUUGUGUCACGGUUAAAUACAGCUAUCGUACAGGAGCGUCGCCUGGGAGCUGUUGGUGGGCCGUGGGAAGUUAACUUACGUGAUAUUCAAAGAUGGCUUCAACUGGCAGAUCGAGGAACUUUGCAGGUCCCUGCGCAUAAUUUCCUGGACGUUGUCAUCUCUCAGCGGUUCAGAAGCCAAGAAGAUCGUGACAUGGUUACCUACCUCUAUAAGCAGAUCUUCAGCGACGUUCCAGAUUUCAACAAAAGUUACUAUCAUAAUCUCACGCCAGAUUUCGUCCAAGUUGGUCUGGGUAUCAUGGGAAGAGAUUUGUUAGUGCAACAGACUGCGGAACCGGCAAUGAGGAUACUCCCACAAGAUCUUCCUGUCCUUGAGUCCCUCAUGCUCUGUAUAGAGCAGUCGUGGCCAAGCAUCUUGGUAGGAGCUUCUGGUUGUGGCAAGACUACGUUGAUCAGGAAACUAGCUGCCUUGAAUGGUGCCAAUCUGGUGGAACUAGCACUCAGCGCUGACACGGAUACGAUGGACUUGAUCGGCGGUUUCGAGCAAAUGGACCACAAGCGCGAUGUGUCUUCUCUGAUGCAGGAGAUCUCUCUAUUCCUUCGGCGUUACAUCAUUUCCACACAGAAAGUUACGGACGGAGAUGUUUGUGUUAUCCAGCUGUUCGAAAAGCUGCAAAGCACAGACGCAUCAUUGGAUGAUGUAUACACGGCACUCUCAGAGCUGUACCGCUCCGACCCUCACGAGUCUCUUGAAAAGCUCGUUGCACGGGCGCGGCAGCUCCUCGAUAUUACGAAACACUCGGAACACAUGAAGGUCGGGUUUGAGUGGACUGAGGGCGUCUUGACUCAAGCGGUACAACACGGACAAUGGGUUGUCCUCGACAAUGCAAACCUCUGCAACCCGUCUGUUCUUGACCGACUGAACUCCCUGACUGAGCCGAACGGAGCUCUGAUACUGAAUGAGCAACGGACUGAAGAUGGUUCCGCUCGUAUCGUCAGGCCGCACCCGAAUUUCAGAUUGUUUUUGACUAUGGAUUCCAGACAUGGUGAACUAUCGCGCGCUAUGCGUAACCGUUGCAUUGAAAUAUGCUUCCUUCCCCAAGGAACGGCUACAGUGGAGAGCGUACCUGCACCUGCAUACACAUCUGAGUCCUUCCUAUACCGUCUACGGCCCGUUUUCUCCUUGGACUCGGUGUCCCAUUCUGAAGUUGUUUCAAGUAGCCUGUAUGAAGUCGGUUUGGAUCACCUCUCGAUCCGGGAUCUGGCUUAUCUACAGCGAUCUCAGAAGCUUUUGCUGCCAUACUUGUCCACGCCGGUGGAAGGAUCUUUGUCGUCGGUACUGGAUCGACAUGUAUCAGUUGUUCACGAUGUGUCAUCUCUCAAGCCUUUCGAGUGCACCAAGAAGUCAGUGAAAUUCGGUGCUGCUACGCUUUCGGUUCACGGGGCUUUCCAACCUCUCCAUCCGCUCGUGAAUGAGGCUCUCAUCUCGAUACUAGAGAAUGACGUAUCAGUCGCCACGCUCACAAUUCUCGCGCACAUCCAGGAGAGUGAUCUUGACCUCCAUCGCUUGAAGCAGGGAUUGUUGCGAGCCGAUGAAUCUGGCAAGCUCUUGAAACCUAGCCAGAUGUCGCGUUUAGAGCGGUCGUUAGCGUCGACGCGGAUACCUGCUUUGAUGAAAGAUUCAACGCAACCUGUGGCUUCUUUCCUAUCCGACUGUGGACAAGCUGUAUAUGAUUGCAUCAUGCAGGUGGACAGCAGUGCCCUCCAAGCUCCUCAAUUCGUAUAUGUGAUUCGAGCCGUUCUCAAUUUUUGUGCAGAUAUUUUCCGACUCACUUCGUCGGCUGGAGUGGAUGAGGGAGAGUUUCAGGUAUACUUGCAGAUUGGCCGGGAGCUAUGCGCAUCUUUAACGGAUUUGUGGAGCCCAUUGCAACCAUUGGCUAUGGCAUUGUCUCAAGCCCUUGGCCGUUUCCAGGAAAGUUGGGCCUUGAAAACGGGACUUAGUGUAGCGGCUGAAUUUACACGCAUCGCCACCAAGACUCACCUUGAUUUGGCCCAGUUGAGCCAGGUCCGGGACUCCUUGAUCAAUGCGCAGCAAAUAAUUCUGCUGGGAGGUGCCGAUGAAGGGCAGCUAAGCCUUGAUCAGACGGUAAAAGAGUUGGGAAAUGCCGUUCAAAGAUCACACUCCGCGGAGAGUCCUUACUUCGCUGAGCAAUUUGAAGUGUUAUGCCAAUAUCACGACAUAGCUUCCCUCUCAUUUCCAAAAAAAGAGGGCCAGGUUAUCCGGUCUGUCCUGCCACUUCUAGCUGGUCGAUCUGCUAGGCCUCUGAAUUGCUCCAACCUGCAAAGCCGAAUCCCCGAAUUCCUCCACAAAAUUUCACUUUUCUCUGGGUCUGAGCGUCCAUCAUUGUCAACUUCCGCUAUCAAUGGAACCUUGUCUUUGGGUCUGCUUGAAAAGUUGAGAUCCGUCGGCGAGACAAGUUUGGGGCAGAUGAAUGCAUUAGAGAUGGAGAAACAGAAUCUCUCGAACGUUCUGGCCUUGACGUCUCAAGAAAUUUCUAUGGAUCAGGUGAAAGUGUUGAGGCAGAUACUCUCAGGUAUCACUCUGGAUCUUGUUCACAUACACAAGGAGCUCCUUGAUGAACGGUCCUUCAAGCAUGUGGCGACUGUCUUGGAUGCAGUUGGGAAGCAAGGCUUCUACCCUGGUUCAACAUCGCUUGGUGUCAACAUGGCCGACAGCUUACCGGCGGAUCAUUAUUUCAGACCUUUUGCGGAAAGAGACCUUCCCAGCCUCAUUUCCUCUCUUUCUAUUCAGAAUGGACCUGAUAACAUGAACGAAACCGGGUCUGCAAUAGUCAAAUUGGCUGUUAUCCUGCUGCGGCUCUUCGUCCCCGACAAGCCCUUCGACCCCUCACUGAGUCUUGUGGUGCAAAGAAAACGGCAUUCGCAGCGUGUCAAGGAGCUGACCACGAAAUCUGAAGCUCUUGUAUCCUUCGAAGUCGGUUUCACCGGCUAUUCCACAAACUUGCGACAUAGGAUGGUCCAAAGUGAAUUAGAAAAUCUGGGUUCAGCACCGCCUCCAUCUUCUGUUACCCGGCCCCAAGAUUCAGAGAUGGGUAUCCUAUAUGGAGAAUUUUCUAGCCUGGUGAAGUCAGUUUUGGACAGGCAUCCAGAAGAUAUGCUACGGGACCCAUCUUCGCCGGAAUCUCAGCGGGUGAUCAGUCUGCUCCGUGACAACAUUCACCAACUUAGCCAACGGCUGGGAGGUAAUUACAGGUCAUAUGAUGACAUUACAAUCCCAGUCGUCCGGUUCCUACAGAUGUUAGAUCUUGGACUUUCAAUGACCUCCAGCAAAUCUCAGAGUUCCCGUACAUCCCGGCUACUGGACAAGAUCAGCGAGCGUACACCCCUCAUUGGUGGCCGCAUUCACCCCCUCAUCUCGAGUACUUGUGGACAAUCAGAAGCAAGUCCAAAACGAGCUAUCGAAAUGUGGCUUCAUGAGCUGUCCUCCGUCCGGGUUGCACAGAAUGCGGAUCAGAGUAUCCUGUCCACUGAAGCCGCUCGCAACACUCUUCGCAGACUCUUCGAGCAAUUCCAUACUCUAUGGAAAGCUAAGCUGCGAGAGGACCAAGAAGAAGAAGCCCAAAAGUCUGAGCUCUACCAUUACAAAGGGUCCUGGGAGGAUAGCGAAAAUGUCGACGAGAACGAGUUGCGACAGCUUUUCCCCACGUAUGAUGAGGAGACCAAUGAAGAUGACCAACAACCAACUCGAAUCGAUCCGAAGGCUGUCGCUAUCCGACUCGCAUCCCUUCAUUCCAAGCUCUUCCGGUCUGAAGAUCCCGGCAAUGUCCUAUCCGCUUACGUCAAAGAGUCUGCUUUGCUACUCGGCUCCAUUUGGUCAGACAGUGGAUAUUCGGUCUCACACAUCCAUCCCAAGGAACAUGUGUCUGGAAUCCUCCUAUUACUGGAAGAUGCCGUUCGCAAGGAGAAUGGUUCAGGAAUCAAAUACAACUUCUAUACGGAUUGCAACCUAGAUGAAGCCAAGAAGCUGGUGUCCCUGACCCAGUCUACUCAAAACCGGUUCAUCGAGAUUCAGAAAUCCUGGCCUGAUCAUGCGGUACUUGGUGAUGUUAUCUUGUGCUGUGAUGAGAUCUACCAGUUCAAGCAUACCGAGCCCGUUGCAAAAUUCCUUACUAAGGUCGAAAAACUUCAUGCGCUUGUGUAUGAAUGGCAACUCGUUGCAAGCAGGGAAUACUCCGCAGCCUCUAUCUUCGAUCAGAUCACAAGUCUCAUCAUCGGUUGGAGACGCCUUGAAUUGUCUACUUGGGCCAAACUCUUGGAUCUCGAAAAACAAAGGUGUGAAGAAGAGGUGGCUUCCUGGUGGUUCGUGGCCUAUGAGGCGAUCAUCGCAGCGCCCAUUCAGUUGGCUGAGUCAGGAGAAUCUCAGCUCGGGGAACAUAUACAAGGCGUUGUUGGCACAUUGGAGAAGUUCUUCCAAUCGACAACAAUGGGUCAAUUUACUGAGCGCCUGCAGCUCAUCAAAAACUUCCGGUCCUUGUUGUUGCUCUACGUCAACGAACUUCCCUCACUGAGCCGAUUAGCUUCCGCUUUGGACAAUUUCAUUCGCCAUUACAAGCAAUUCGAACCCCCUGUCCAAAAGUUCCUGGGUGAGAAGAGAUCGCAACUCGAGAAGGACAUCAAAGAACAGAUCCAGUUGGCUAGUUGGAAAGACACCAAUAUUGUUGCCCUCAGAGAAAGUGCGCGAAGAUCUCACUACAAGCUGUUCAAGUUGGUCCGGAAGUACCGUGAAGUUUUGUCACAGCCUGUCCAGCCCAUUCUGGACCAAGACAUGCCCGAUGACAAGGAAGAACCGCAUCCCACAAAUGAAGGAUUGAUCCUGCCAUCAGCGAGCAACCCAGAAGCGCUUGCUACAUGCCAAAAAGCGCAAAGUAUCUGGGUGAACCGGCCUCCGCGGUUCAGGGAUCCAGAUGGCACAGGUCGCAACAUGAUGAAUAUGUACAUGUCGCUCUCCACCGAGUUUGAUGUUUCAAACGAUCUCGAAGGCUUUGUGAAGUACUUCAUCGAAUCCAUCACCGAGUUCAAAUCGCAGACGCCGAAGGUCUUGACUGAAGAGAACAAGGAUGAUGUGCAGCAUCUCAAGGUUCAAAAGAAACGAUUCUAUGCGGACGUCCUACGACAGCUUUUCGAAAUGGGUAUCAAGCGCAGUGCCAGCACCAACUUGUUGGAAUCUCAGGCAACCAUUGCCCAAGUUCUUGCUACCAGUCCCAGUCUCGAGGUCGAUGGAGUGAUGUCAAACAUGGCUAUAAGCUCCGACCUUUAUUUCCAUCGCUUCCUUGACCUUCUUCCGAAUGUCCGUCAAGCAGCCCUCAAUUAUUCCGAGGAAUUGAGCAACGUGGAAGUUUCAAGAAGCUCUGGAACUGUCGAGCACCUGCUUUCAAUGAUUAGAAAACAGCGGACUGUCAUUUCUCCGGCCCUCACCGACUUGGGAUCGUUGCAGUCGACUCUCACCAAAAUAUCGAACCUCUGGUCUUCCAAACCUACAUCGCUCUCCAAAUCGCAACCAGAGUUUUCGAACGAGAGACGAGACAUAACCAGGACUGUCGCAUGGCUGGCACCUAUUCUUGGACUGGCGUCUAAGAUUGUGGAUAUUCAUUCGAAGUUCUCGGGUAUCGACUCGUCUUCGAUCUCCAAUGGGUUACAGUCUUGGAAGGACCGGUUUAAUGGCUUGCGAGCAUCCCUUGGCCAGCUUCCAGAACUUCCUGCGGGAAUCGUCUCCCAGCUACAUAAGUCUACUUUGGAUCAAGUUUCCUCAUCCUUCAAUCAGCUCAAGGAUGAGAUCAAAGCAUGGACUGAAAGUCGGCCUGAUCUAUCCUUCGCUUUGGACCAGCUGGCUCCUUGGGCUCGUGUGGACAUCAAUUCAAUGGAAUUGACCCAUACUGAUAACAGUCUCGCAGUAGCCGAUUUCGAUACCGCGUUACUGGGAUCCAUUGACAAGAUCCUUAUCAGUAUCCAAAAGCUCAGGGAGGUCCCAUCGCUAGUGGCGUGUGAAGGUUCGCUGGCGCGAAGCGACGAGUUCUUCACCCGGGCUGUGAAGGCUGUCCACCUUCCUGACAUCACAGCCUCCCUUGAGUCCGUUUUGGACAAACUUCAAAUUCUGGAAACUCGUCCAGACUCAGGGCUCCCUCUCGCAGUGGCCUUGGUGACAAGCUUGCUUCCUGUAAUGAACAAAUAUCACCGAAUUUGCCAGGACAUUGUGGAUCGCUUCCUGGUUGUACAUCGGGAGACGUGCAAAACAUCCUACAUUCUGGCAAAGACCUUCAAGCAGAUUGCAUCCGAGGGUUACUGUAGCCCGGCGGAGGCCUCUACAGAAGGUGGACAGUCUGGCGAACUAGAGAGCGGAACUGGUCUCGGUGACGGUGAAGGAGCAGAAGAUAUAAGCAAAGAUGUCGGUGAUGAUGAGGAUCUGACUGAGCUUGCGCAAGAGCAAACGGAGCAACCAAAAGACGAUAUGGAAAACACCGAAGAUGCUGUCAACAUGGACCAAGAGGAAAUGGAGGGCCAGGAAGGCGAGCGCAAAGAAGGUGACGAGAAGGACAACGAUGAGGAUGGGUCAGAAGACGACGAAGAGCAAGAUAUUGACGAAGAAGUGGGUAGUGUCGAUGACCUUGAUCCCUCGGCUGUUGAUGAGAAAAUGUGGGACGGUGGCCACGAUGAACAGCAGAAAGAGACAGAGAACGAGCAAGGCAAGGGAGAGGAGCAGUCUGGAGAAAAGACCGCUGCACAGGACAACGACAAGGCCGACAAGAAGGAUGAGGGUGAGGAAGGCGAAGAUCAAGAAGACACGGAAGAUGAGGAGGCCCCCGAGGACGAAGGCGAAGCGAUUGGGCGAGAAGACAUGGAUGUCACGGAUCCUCAUGCCAAAGAAGAGGAGGCGCUCGACUUACCGGAUGAGAUGCAACUCGACGGCGACGGCGAGGAUAACGACGAGGGCGAAAGCGACGAUGGUCUUGAUGAUGGUCUCGAUGAUGAUUUACCAGACGAUGGUCCCGCUCCUGAAGACGGUCAGCCACUGGAGGAUGGAGCCGAGCAGGACGAUGGAGCCGAUCAGCCCACCGAAGACCAGCAGAUGGAAGACGGGUUGGAAGAGGCCACUGAGGAGCAAGAGAUGCAGGAAGCUGAAGGGGAAGAGGAAGCCAACGCUCCUGGAGAAGACGAGCCUGAGGAACCUGAACAAGACAAUAUCCUGGCCCAGCAGGACGAGACCGAGCACACCGGUGAUGAAGUGGCUCCCAGUGAGGCAGUCAGUGGUGGACUCGGUGCAGAUCAAGACCAGAAUAAGGACAAGGGUUCAUCCGGCAACGCACAGCAGGAAGACGGCUCGACCGACCCGUCUGCCGACAAGAAUCAGCAAACAGGUGCCGCUCAGGAAGGCGAAGAGAAUGAGCGGCACAGAGAUACAGGCGGUGGUGCGGACUCGAAGCCAGAAGACCCACAGCUACAGGCGUUUAAGAAGAUGGGUGAUAUCCUCGAACAGUGGCAUCGUCGACAGAAAGAAAUCCUGAAUGCAUCCAAGCAGGAUGAGGAGGAACCUGAAAAGCCUUUGCCUGAGGAUACUGACAUGGCCGAUGCCGACUUUGAGCACCUCGCGGAUCAAGACGAUGUCGCAGACACGCAAGCCCUCGGUCAAGCCAGUGAAGAACAAGCCCAGGCGCUUGACCAGAACAAGGGGGUUGAAUCCGAUGUCAAACCCACUGAGAAGGAUACUUUGCCCGAUGUCUCCGAAGACCAGCAGGACCUUCCGGACAAUCAGAUGGAAGACGAAAUGCAAGUUGAUCGGCACGGUGUUCCUUCUGAUGAACAAAAACCAGGCGCCCUCAUUCCUGGUGGUUCUCGUGCCCACGAGCGCACUACGGAUGCUCAGGCUCAGCACGAGGUGAAUGAGGAGUUGGACGAGGUUGAUGCGCAGCUGGCAGAGAUCCAUCUCUCCUCCACUCUCCCACCGCUCACACCACGGGACGAGGCUCAGCGACUCUGGUCACACUAUGAAUCUACCACCAACGAUCUUUCGUUGUCCUUGACAGAGCAACUUCGUCUUAUCCUAGCACCCACGCAGGCCACCAAGUUGCGCGGCGAUUUCCGAACCGGCAAACGGCUCAAUAUCAAGCGCAUCAUUCCCUACAUUGCUUCUCAAUAUAAGCGAGACAAGAUCUGGAUGAGGCGCUCCAUCCCGUCUAAACGCAACUACCAAAUCAUGCUUGCGGUUGAUGACAGCAAAUCCAUGUUGGAGAGCGGAAGUGGGCAGUUGGCUUUUGAGACCCUAGCUUUGGUUGCUAAGAGUCUUAGCAUGCUAGAAGCUGGAGACUUCCUUUCUCCUCGGAGGCUGGAAUGCAGGCCUUCCAGCACUUCAGCUAUCAGCAAACAGGUACCAAUGUGCGCAAGCUGA
Messenger RNA from Aspergillus terreus NIH2624, 14196 nucleotides. RefSeq names its product AAA family ATPase midasin. The transcript has 4 exons. The coding region runs from base 1 to 14196 and encodes 4731 amino acids. Gene Ontology annotation, cellular component: preribosome, large subunit precursor; nucleus. The record is from RefSeq and is a predicted model, not a curated record. NCBI's taxonomy places the organism in Eukaryota, Fungi, Ascomycota, Eurotiomycetes, Eurotiales, Aspergillaceae. Gene Ontology annotation, biological process: ribosomal large subunit assembly; rRNA processing. Gene Ontology annotation, molecular function: ATP hydrolysis activity; ATP binding.